AACAGCGGAGUGUAGCAGAUCAAUGUUUCCUUGACAAAAAGGUGCACGUGAAGCCCCACUGAUGGCAGUCUUUGAUAAUAAUACAGUCAUACGGCAAACCUCGUGAGGUAGCUUGUGCAAUUUUCACGGGUAAAUUCGACAUAUGAACUAUUAAAUGAUAGCCCUUUGCUGUUGAAGACUGAAUAGACUAACUAGAAAAACUGGUUUGGCUCGACACCGAACUAACACGCAUGUGUGCUAACAGACUACGACACAUACGGAGUCAUCUUUUGACUGCAAACAAGUGUGCAGAGAUGGCUGGCCCAGUCAGUCCUCUAACCACCCAUGUACUGAACACUGGUAGGGGUGUCCCUGGCUCCCACAUGGCUCUCAGUCUGCAUCUACUAGACCCCAACACUGCUACGUGGACCCUCCUCAUGACAGGGACCACCAAUGAAGAUGGCCGCUGCCCUGGGCUCAUCACCAAAGAGACUUUCACUCCCGGGGUAUACAAGAUGCGCUUUGAGACAGGACAGUACUGGGAGAGCCUAGGGGAGGCAUGCUUCUAUCCAUUUGUUGAAAUAACUUUCACCAUAACUGACUCAAGCCAGAAGUUCCACAUCCCUCUGCUUCUCAGCCGUUUCUCCUACAGCACCUAUAGAGGGAGCUAAAGAAAAGCUAUGGGGACCUGAACUACUUAACUGGAGGUCCUAUAGGUUGAAUGGUCAGGAAAGAGUUAACUUUGGCAGGUGUGUGCACACACAGAGGAAAGAAACAUAUUAUGUCUGCACCAUUUAUUGGGUUCACAACUGAAAUUACAAUAAAAAGGAUACACCACA
Messenger RNA from Hypomesus transpacificus, 818 nucleotides. RefSeq names its product 5-hydroxyisourate hydrolase-like. Lineage: Eukaryota; Metazoa; Chordata; Actinopteri; Osmeriformes; Osmeridae. The record is from RefSeq and is a predicted model, not a curated record. The coding region runs from base 231 to 650 and encodes 139 amino acids. Gene Ontology annotation, biological process: purine nucleobase metabolic process. Gene Ontology annotation, molecular function: hydroxyisourate hydrolase activity. The transcript has 4 exons.